AUGUUAUUAAGUGUCGAACCAAAACCUAUUUCUAAUACUCAGCAUUAUUUGAACUCACUUAUAUCAAGACAAAUUGGACAAGAAUUUAAGGAAACAGAAGUACUUUCAUUUCAAACAUUGGACUUUUAUGAGUUAAUUAAUAUGAUUGGACACACAAAAAAAAUUACUCAACAACUAUUUGACAUGGAUAGAGAAAUGAUGAUUACUGCGUCAGAAGAUGGAUUAAUCAAAUUAUGGAAUCUUAUUGAUGGUCAUUUAAUUGCAACAUUAAGAGGACAUUCAAAAGGAGUAGAAGAUAUUGAUAUUUCUUUUGACCACAAGUAUUUAGCAAGUUGUGGAGCUGAUGGAAGGUGUAUUAUAUGGGACUUAGAGAAUAAAAAGAUUGAAAAAAGUUUCUUUGUUUCUCAUAAAAAAACAACAAUGGUAACUUUCUUUCCUAAGACUUAUGGAUUUAUCGUAAUGGAAAAAGAUAAUUUAGGGCAUGUGUUUACACCAACUCUUGAGUUUUUAGCAUCUAUAGAUUGUUUUUGGGAAACCAAAAAAACAUUCGACUAUGGGUGUUUCAACACUUCAGGAGAUAUGUUUACUUCAACUUGUGGAGACAUUAUUUUAUUUUCAUUUAAAGACCCUGUCCCAGAAAGAGUAAAUGCACUUUAUAAAUCUAAAGAUAGUAUGACUUUUGUAAAUAAAGUAAGAGACAAAGACUUAUUUAUUUGUGGGUCGUCUCAGAAAUUAGUAAUUUGUGACUUUACAGAGAAUGUCAAAAUUUUAUACCUCAAACAACAAAAGAAUAUGACAAGUAAUUGUUAUGUUCUUGAAUUUAAUGGUGGAGAAAUUAAAGAACGAAUUGAAACUUCCAAAAUUACUAAUGACCUUAAAUAUAUUAUUAUUGGAUUCUCAGAAGGGACAAUUAGAGUUUAUAAAAAUGAUGAUAAAUUCAGUUUCUUUUCCGAGUGUAAAGGAAAACAUACUAACAAAAUUAAGUGCAUUGAAUUACAUCCAAAAAGAACAAAUAUUUUUGCUACUUGUGCUGAAGAUGGACAAACAAUUAUUUGGGAUUUAAUUAAUGGACUUCAUCCAAUUCUUUUCUUUACAAGAGAUGAUUAUCAUGAUAAAGAUUUGAGAAGUUUGUUAUUAACAGACUUAAGAUUUUCACCUGAUGGUAGUUAUCUUAGUGUUGCAGAUGAUUUAGGAACAUUUUCAUUAUUUGGAAUUGGUUCAGAAGGAAAGUCUUCUUUUCGAUGGACACCACCACAACAAUUUUUUCAAAGUGAUUACAACAAAUUAUUAUAUGAUGGUGCUGGUAAUUGUAUUGAUGAAAAAUUUAAGGUUGCACCUCAUUUAGUACCUCGUGGUAGUGUGUGUGAUUUUACUUUUAUUCCUUAUUCUUCUAUUCAACAAAUAUUGAAUACAAACAAUAAAUUAUUACUUCAAUGUACAGAAAAUAGAUUUACUCCAGAAACAUAUAGUUUUAGAGAUAAUCCUGAAGAGGCAAUCAUACCACGUGUUUCUAUUACUAUCGAACCAAAUGAACAAAACACAAUGCUUGAAGACACUCCUGGAGAAGCAGAUGAUGCUGUAUUUGAUGUUGAUGAAGAUAUAGAUAUUACCCAACAACAUUUAACUCGAAAUGCAGCAAGUAGAAUGGGUAUUGUUAUUCCAGACAAUGGAACAGAAGAAGUUCCAACGGUACCAAUUGUUGAUGAUGGUUCUCUUGAAGUUAAUGAAUCGUCUUCUUUAGAGUCAUCUUCUUUAGAUGAAGAAGAGGAAGAAUUAUUUGAAGAAUUAGAGAGUAGUCAAGCAGAAGAAAAAGAAAAAAAACCUACAAAGCGUGGACAACGACAAUCAAUUAAUUCUGUUGUUAUAGAAGAAACAUACACUGAGUUAUUAAAAGAAAUAUAUACAUCAUAUCCUCAUUGGAUUAAUAAGGUUGUUGGAGAGUAUGAUAUGACCUGUCCAAAGAAAAGAAAAGUAUAUUUUCCAAACGUUGGAGAUCAUGUUUAUUAUGUUCCUAGAUUUCAUGAAGAAUAUCUAAAAGAUAUUUCAACAAAUAUAACAGGAACAGAUAAUCUACAUUAUAUUGGGACAGAAGGAUGGAUUAGUUGUCAAAUUACUUUUAUGAAAAUUUAUUAUGAUGAUAUUCAGAACGAGGUAUUUGUUUCUGUUGAUUUAAAAGUAGAAAAAGAAGAUGUUAUCAUCAAUAAUAUUGUUUUUACUCAAUCAAGAAAUCAAUUUAUAUUUUUAAAAGAAUUUAUUGAUUACAACGUUCAAUAUAUUGAGGAGCAGUCUCACAAAAGAGUCAAUUAUGGAGGUUCAUCUUAUCGAGUUGAUUUUGACAAUUCAAUAUUUAUGAAGUAUAAAGGAAUUAAAUUAGUUUCAUCAAAUGGAAAUAUUGAUGUUAGUAUUAAUGAAAUUGAUAGUGAUUAUAUGGAACAUCGAUCUGAUGAUUUUGCAGAUGAAGUAAGAGAAAUUCUUAUUAAUAAAUUAAGAGAAAUUGUUGAUAAUGAAGAUUAUCAAAUAUUUAAGACACCAGUUGAUAUUAGGAUGUAUCCAAAUUAUAUUCCCGCAUGUCCAUUUCCUAUUGACUUUAAUUUAAUAUUGCAACGUCUUAUAAAUGAUAAUUAUUAUCGUACUUAUGACCAAGUUGAAUGGGAAAUAUUCAAAUUAAUUAGAAAUGCAGUGACUUAUAAUGGACCAAAUUCCCCUAUUGGAGAAUGUGCAAUUGAAAUAGCUGAAGAAUUAAAACCAACAUUAGAAACAUGUAGGACUGUUGUUAAUACUGAUUUAUUGGUUGAUUUAAACACUCAAUUAGAGAGUUUUAAAGAGAUAACAAUUCCAAAUUCUUCAACCAAACAAAGGAAAACAAGAAAGGGUAAUACAGAAACAAGACAACAAGAAGUCAAAGAAGUGAAAGAGCCUUCACAAGAAAGUGAGGAAAUUCAAGUUAUGCCAAAACGAAAUCUCAGACAUAAUUUUAUUGCAACAGACUAUGAACUUUCUCUAAAAGAAGACAAUGAGGAGGAAGAAAUUGAACCAAAACCACGUCCAAAAAGAAGAAAAACAAAAAAUACAUCUAAACAAAUGAAUGAAGAAGAGUCUCAAAUUUAUGAAGAAGAACAAGAAUUUGAACAACGUUUGGAAGAACAAUUACAAGAAGAAGAAGAUAGUGAAGAAGAAGAUAGUCCAGAUACAUUUAUUCGUCCAAGAAGAAGAAGAGCAAAAAAAAUUACUAUGCCAACAAGAAAACGGAAACAAACAAAAAUUGAAGAAAAAGAGGAUGACUUCGAAGAAUACUUUGACACAGAUGAUGGAGAUGAUUAUCCUGUUAAAAGAAAAUAUACCACACAAGAAGAACAAGAAGAUGAUGAGAGUUUAAAAGAUGAAAAUACAGAACUACUAGAACCAAGUCGUUUUAGAAGAAAAACACGGAAGAUGAAUUCUUCUUCAUAA
This is a messenger RNA of Entamoeba nuttalli P19, 3450 nucleotides long. Its product is annotated as Bromodomain containing protein. Bases 1 to 3450 code for a protein of 1149 amino acids. Lineage: Eukaryota; Evosea; Mastigamoebida; Endamoebidae. Gene Ontology annotation, molecular function: protein binding. The transcript has 2 exons. Gene Ontology annotation, cellular component: nucleus. Gene Ontology annotation, biological process: cytoskeleton organization; regulation of transcription by RNA polymerase II; regulation of cell shape. The record is from RefSeq and is a predicted model, not a curated record.